AUGACGAGCCGGAGAACACUAUCUGAUGAUGCAAUAUCUAGGUUUAUCGCUGAAGAGGAAGAGAGCGAGCAUGAACGAGAGCAAGGAAGUGACAGUGAGAUAGAAGAUAAUUUGAGUGAAGAUGACAUACAGAGUGAUUUCGAAGACGAGUUUAUAGAUGAUGAGGUGCCACAACAAUUGAAUGAUACACAAAAUGAAGACGAUAUAAGUCCGCCUGUAUCUUCAGAGCCCACUGGAACUUCGGAAUCAUCCCGUCGUGACCACCGCAUAAUUGUUCCUGAUCGCCGUGUGCUUAGGGGUAAGAACCAACAUUGCUGGUCGACAAUAAAAGGACAAAGUCGCGGAAGGACAUCUGCCAUAAAUAUUAUUCGCACAAGUAGAGGUCCAACGCGCAUGUGUCGAAAUAUAUGUGAUCCAAUCUUAUGUUUUAAUUUGUUUGUUACCGACGAAAUAGUGGAUGAGGUCGUCCGUUGGACGAAUGUUGAGAUCUCUGUGAAACGUCGAGAUAACAUGAUCAAAGCCUCUUUCAGAGAUACGUCUGUGACAGAAGUCCAAGCUUUGUUUGCGAUACUGACUUUGAGUGCAGCAAUGAAAGACAAUCACUUGUCUACUGAUGAGCUGUUCGAUAGUAGUUUUUCAGGUACACGGUACGUGGCAGUGAUGAGUAGGGAUCGUUUUGAUUUCCUGCUUAAAUGUCUACGAUUUGAUGACAAGUCUAUACGACCCUCUUUACGUCAUGAAGAUCCAUUCAUACACAUUAGAAAAAUAUGGGAAUUAUUUGUAACUCAGUGUAAACUGAAUUAUACACCAGGAGAGCAUGUCACAAUAGAUGAGCAAUUAUUAGGGUUUCGAGGACGGUGUCCGUUCCGCAUGUAUAUCCCCAAUAAACCCAAUAAAUAUGGAAUUAAAAUCCCUAUGCUGUGUGACAGCGGAACAAAGUACAUGCUAAAUGCAAUGCCGUAUAUUGGCAGAGCUACGAACACUAAUGGGAUGCCACAAGGAGAAUUUUAUGUAAAGGAGUUGUCUCGGCCCUUGCAUGGCACAAACCGAAAUAUAACUUGUGACAAUUGGUUCACUUCGGUUCCUCUCGCGAAAUCCCUACUUCAGGAACCGUACAAACUAACCCUCGUUGGCACUUUACGAUCCAAUAAACGAGAAAUCCCCGAAGAACUGAAAAACACUCGGUCUCGUUCGGUAGGCACGUCAAUGUUCUGCUACGAUGGAUGUUUGACCCUAGUCUCGUACAAACCGAAGCCCUCUAAGAUGGUUUACCUGCUAUCAUCGUGUGAUGAAGACGGUGUCAUCAACCCAAUAACUGGUAAGCCUGAAAUUAUAAUGUAUUAUAAUCAGACCAAAGGCGGGGUGGACACUUUCGAUCAAAUGUGUUCCUCAAUGUCAUUUUCGAGGAAAACCAAUAGAUGGCCAAUGUCUAUGUUUUAUGGCAUUCUGAACAUAGCAUUCGUCAAUUCUUAUGUUAUAUAUUGUCACAACAUUCUUGCGAAAAAUGAAAAGCCUCUAAAUAGAAGGGGUUAUAUGAAAAAGUUAAGCGCCCAGUUAUCUGAAUCGUGGAUGAAGGAAAGACUGGAAGCUCCUACUUUGCCAAAGCAUGUGAGAGAUAAUAUCGCAAAUAUUCUUCCGAAACCGGUUGUGCAGAACGAUACAGAUAAUGAAGAAGAACCUCCAGCCAAGAAAAGGCGGUACUGCACCUUUUGCACUAAUAAAAAAAAGAGAAUGUCUAAGAUGACUUGCGUCAAAUGCAGGAAAACAGUUUGCGGCGAACACAAAAAUGAUGUUUGUUUUGAAUGCCUAUCAAACCAAAUUUGA
Molecule: messenger RNA, 1824 nt
Organism: Parnassius mnemosyne (clouded apollo)
Lineage: Eukaryota; Metazoa; Arthropoda; Insecta; Lepidoptera; Papilionidae
Source: the annotation of a GenBank genome assembly